AUGAGGGCCGAGGCGCUGGGAGAGGCGAAAUUCGUCAUGAGCGCAGGAGAUGGAAGCGGCUCCGUGGACGCAGUGCAGCUGUCGAUUCCUGUGAUGGGACAACAGGAGGCCGUCGCCAUCGCGAAGUCUUUCGCAAUCCGGGCCGCCCCCAACGGGACGUCAAACGCUACCGUGGGGCUCGACCUGCCGGCUGCGGUUCCGGGCACUGGUGGCGUGGAACUGCAGGCGGGCGUGGGGAGGCUGCCGGCGGUGCUGUCCGCGGCGCGGGAGAUCAUGGAGAGUGGCGUCAACCACACCUGCCCCAUCGACGGCGACCUGGAACUUGCGCACGCCGGCGUGCCGGCCGUCCUUCAGAGCUACGGCCUCUUCACCACCGCCCAAGGCGACCAGCAGUCGAAGGGCACCGCGCGGGCCCUGCUGGCGUCUUCCGGGGCCAACUUCUCUCUGGCCCUGCAGAACCUGGCGGUCGGAAACUUGACUGAUGCGAAGCUCGGCCUGCGAUGGCGGCUUGGGUGCCGUAAGGAGAGGCAGCUGCUGGCGCGGCCCGCGUCCUCGAGCGUCCACCUGAAUGCCUACGGCGUGUGGCUGGUGGAGACAUUGGGGGACCGCCUGGAGUCAACAGAUAGGAAGGUUUUGGUGGAAGGCGCUGAAGCCCUCAAGAAUUUGUCGUCAGGCAUUUGGCGCCCCGCGCUGGAGGCUCAGUUGCUGAGGGAAGCAAGGAGCACACGCCAGAACUCAGGCCGUCCAAUUCAAUCUUCAACUGUCGCUCUGGCGAGGCUGGCCCUCGGCAUCGACUGGUCCCCCCCAGAGGACACCCCCGCUACGAUAUCCGAAGACCUCUCCGUCGCGCGCCUGGAGGCGGAGUUCGGCGAAUUGAGCACCGACGCCAUGGCGCAGAUGGCGCUGGCGCAGCUCCGGUCUGGGAACGCAACGGCGAGGGAGGCCGCCCUGGAGGCCGUCAAGGUCUUCACGUCGCGGCUCAGGACGGGAGGGCGCACGGCUUACGUGGCGGCCUGCGACGGAUGCGCCGAGCCAGCGAGUUUGAUGGGCAACGCCCUGGCGCUCCUGUCGAUGACACGCGCCGGGAAGUCCGCGGGGCCGCUAAGGGAAAAGCUUGCCAAUUACGUGGCCAGCCCACCCGCCGGCCAAUUCGCCUUCUUCCCCAACUACAUCGAAAAGCUGGUCGGCAUGGUUGCUUUGGCCGAAUACGACCUGGACAGGGGAUCGGCAGACCCAGAACUUGAGCUGAUGGUCAGAAGCGGAAAUCUGACACUUCUGCAGGCCAAUUUCACGUCCCCCCAAUCCCCCACCAUCUCCGCCGCCACUCCUUGGUCCGCCCUGGGCUCCACGCCGGCGCCCCUGGAAUUUUCCGCGCAGGGUCAGGGAGAGGUCACCGUCGCCGCGCUACUCAACUUCGUGCCUUUGGAGCCGCUUCGGUUCCCGACGUUCAGGGGCAUCCAGGUGGAGGCGGUGGUUCAGAUGGCCGGCCCGUCUGCCGAAGAAGGGGGCCCCGUGGGCCCACCACUGGAGGUGGCCCCCCUGGGGACCGUGGUGGUCGUCACGGUGCAGAUCACUACUCCAGACGCGCUGGACGCAACCACAGUGCGAGUAUUGAUGCCUGGCGGCCUAGAGCCUGUGGAUCCAAACGUUGAGGGUGACCGAUCGGCAGCCUGCGCCACUCCUCUCGACACGUUCCUAAGCCUUGCGACGUUUCCGUUCGAGAAUUGCCCAGAACAGGAGACUCUCCCCGACGCCGUCACUUUCCGUUACGAUUCCUUGAGGCCCGGCAUCCACAGAGCGCAGUUCCGCGCCGUUGCUGCCAGCCCCGGCAACUUCUCCCUGCCCUCCGCCGGCGCCUUUGUCAACUCCCAACCGGAGGUCAUGGGCCUCAGCGCGUCCGGCAGGUUUGAAGUUUGCGGUGGAGGGGAGGGCUGCAACGCCAGAAACAGGUCACCGGCGCCGCCCGCCAAAACGUGCCCCAGGGACUGCAGUGGCAACGGCCUGUGCAAUUUGGAGUCGGGGGAGUGCCUGUGCUUCGAGGGCUUCGAAGGGAACGACUGCAGCAAUUUCGCCGACGUGUAA
Messenger RNA from Ostreobium quekettii, 2082 nucleotides. NCBI's taxonomy places the organism in Eukaryota, Viridiplantae, Chlorophyta, Ulvophyceae, Bryopsidales, Ostreobiaceae. The record is from the annotation of a GenBank genome assembly.